AUGGGUGAUAUUGACGAAAUACCAGGCACUCGUCGACGCGCCGCCGCCAGGACAACUGAAGUACGAGAACAAUUACUUGAUAAUGGUGAUAGCAAUUUUCAACAACGGCGCAUAAAAAGACAAAGGUCUCCAAUGACUUCAAGAAUAUUCAAUGCAAUAAUAUGGACAACAAUCGCUUUUGUCUUUUCUUGGUAUUUUGAGUUAUCUCAAGGAAUCCAUCUCGUUUUAGAAAAUAGUUGGACGAGAAAAAGCUUUUACCUAUCAUUAUUCGCAUUAUUGAAUAUCGUAACGAUUUUUAUAUAUUUACAAUACUAUAUACCAUUCAAGAAAGAUAUCCCACCACCAAAUUAUGGUUCAUGGGAUUUUGAUGAUUCUUUAAAAAAAUUUAUUCCUAUAGCUACUAUAUUGGGUGUAAUAUGUGUAAUGGGAUUAUUUAUUAGCCUUUGGAACAUUUGUGGAUUCUUCGGUACUUCUCUGACCCCAUCUUUGAGCGAAACAUUUCUUUAUCAAUGA
Funneliformis geosporum is the source of this 513-nucleotide messenger RNA. NCBI's taxonomy places the organism in Eukaryota, Fungi, Glomeromycota, Glomeromycetes, Glomerales, Glomeraceae. The record is from the annotation of a GenBank genome assembly.